Messenger RNA from Didymodactylos carnosus, 1749 nucleotides. The record is from the annotation of a GenBank genome assembly. Lineage: Eukaryota; Metazoa; Rotifera; Eurotatoria; Philodinida; Philodinidae.
AUGCCAACCGUGAUGAAUGGCUCGGUGGCAGUUGAACCAGGUAGUCCAAAAACAGCAUCUUAUAUUGAUGAUACAGCACGAUAUGGAGACGAUACAUUCGAUCCCGAUGAUCCUGUACAUCGUCGUGAUUUAGAACGUCCACCCGAUGUUAAAGAAGAUAUGAGACAAAUGGGACAACGUCAACGUGUGACAAUGAUAUUAAAUUCAAAAGAGUUUCGUGAUGAAUUAGAAUCAAUAAUAACUGAUCAAUUGAAACAUGGACCGCAUCCAGCAUCAUUGAUUGCACUACAACAAAUAUCCGAACUCAUUUUACCGCAUACAUCUAGAUGGACAACAGUAUCGUCGCUAAGUAGAGCUGGCUCCAAUGUGAUUAUUCCCAUUAAUGAUAUUCGUGGUAUCGAUUCUGGUGGUUAUUCUAAAAGUGAACGUUUAUUAAGAUGUAAAUUAGCGUCAUUAUAUCGUUUGGUCGAUCUUUAUGGGUGGUCUCAAGGAAUCUACAACCAUAUAUCGGCUCGUAUCAAUCAAGAACAAGAACAUUUUCUUAUUAAUCCGUUUGGUUUGAUGUAUCAUGAAGUAACUGGAGCUAGUUUAGUUAAAGUUGAUAUUCAAGGAAAUAUAAUUGAUCCGGGUAAUACAACAUAUGGAAUUAAUCGUGCUGGUUAUACAUUACAUUCAGCAAUACAUAAAGCUCGUCCAGAUAUAAAAUGUAUCAUUCAUUUGCAUACACCAUCUGUUGCCGCUGUAUCAGCCAUGAAAUGUGGCCUAUUGCCAAUUAGUCAAGAAGCAUUGUUUUGUGGAAAAAUAUCAUAUCACGAUUAUCGUGGAAUACUUGUAGAAGAUGAUGUUAAAAAAUUACUUGUGGAAGAUUUGGGACCAAUUAAUAAGGUGAUGAUACUAAGAAAUCAUGGCUUUGUUGCUUGUGGUGAAACACUCGAAGAAGCGUGGCGUUAUGCUUUCAAUGUUAUAAAUGCAUGUGAAGUACAAGUUCGUGCCACGUCUGUUGGUAUUGAUAAUUUGUAUAUACCACCGCCAGAAGCUCAAAAACGAGUAAUAGAUUUUGUUGCUGAUGCUUUACAAGGAAAUAAUGACACAUCUAUUGAUAAAAAGUGGAAAGUUGGAGAACUUGAGUUUGAAUGUUUAAUGAGAAUUCUUGAUAAUGCUGGUUUUCGCACUGGUUAUGUUUAUCGUCAACCAAUGAUUCGAACAAUCGAUAAAACAGGAUUUAAAGAUGUUGAAGUACCACCAGCUGCAUCUUCUGCCUCUGUUCUUGAUGGAGAAGCAUAUUCUCCUACUCGUCAAGCGCAACGAAAUACUGAAUGGAGAAAUUCACCUAAUGCCUAUUUGAGACAAGAAAUCGAAGAAACGGGUACUCCAAAUCCGAAAAAAGUAACAAAAUGGGUACCAGAUACCGGAUUGAAACAUAGUACACCUAUCAAAUUGGAAACAAAACAUCAGUUUGCACCAAGUAAUAUUGAUCCAAAGGAAUUAAAAAAUCAUCAAAAACAGGAUCCACAAACAGCAAGUGAACCGGUUAUCGUUGUUGGUGCUGCAUCCAAAGGUAUAAUUAAACGUGAUCAACAAAAUAAUGCUGUUGUUUAUAAAUCAUAUUAUGCACAAAAUCCAUUUGCUCAUAUGGAUCAAAAUGAAAUUGAAAAAUAUAAAAAAGAAAUUGAACAACGUCAAACAAAAGAACAAGGUGGUUUAAGUGAUUCACAAUAUGACGAUAAUGUUGAUAGUCGAGGUAAGUGA